Molecule: messenger RNA, 827 nt
Organism: Paramacrobiotus metropolitanus
Lineage: Eukaryota; Metazoa; Tardigrada; Eutardigrada; Parachela; Macrobiotidae
Exons: 4
Coding region: 93-596 (167 amino acids)
Source: RefSeq, a predicted model, not a curated record
UGAUGUUUUUGUCAGUAUUACUCUUACACUGCAUUUCUCCGGCUUCUUUCUGGUAGCAUUUUCUGUACGCGUUCACUCGUAAAACCGGCAUCAUGAAGUUCCUCGUUGUUCUCGUCCUGGCGGCUGUUGUGGCUGCUGAUGAUUCCGACAAAGAGAAGCGCAAGGCUGCCGCUCUCAAGCUGAUGACCAUGGAUGCCAGCGAGAUGACCAAAUGCACCACGGAUGCCGACUGCACCGGAAAGGGCGAAAAGACCAAGUGCUGUGAGAAGCUGCACCUCUGCAAACCACCCCAUGCCCCGUCUUUCGAGCUCGUCACCGGAGACUGUCAGGACCACGCCGGAUGUCCCCCCAUCUAUCGAUGCAAAUCCAACAAAUGCCACUUCGCCGGACCCAAGGCCUGCGAACAGGACUCCGAUUGUCUGCAGGGAGUAGAAGGACACUCCUAUGAAUGCCUGGAAUCCGCCAAGUCUGCCCCCGGCAAACGCUGCUGGCGAAAAUGCUCAAACGAUGCGGAGUGUCACGACCGUAUGCCAGAGGAAGCCAAAAGCAAAAUCGGCUGUUGUCAGGGACACUGUCAAAAGAAAGCGGCCUGUUAAAUUAUUUCUUAAUAAUUACAGUCUGUCUUCGACUUCGUAAAUUUAGUACUAAAUGCUUUUGACGGUGAUGGCCUGUAGUGGAAUUGUGUAUCUGUAGUGUUAGAAAUGACUUGAUUGUUUUAACUGUUCUACUGAACUUGCAUUUUUCCUAUGGAACGUUCCAGCUGCAAAACAACAAAUGCAAAAUAUGGUUGAAAUGUAUUGAAAAAACAACAAAAUUUUCGAAAAUUG